Molecule: messenger RNA, 1850 nt
Organism: Lycium ferocissimum
Lineage: Eukaryota; Viridiplantae; Streptophyta; Magnoliopsida; Solanales; Solanaceae
Product: L-ascorbate oxidase homolog
Molecular function (GO): copper ion binding; oxidoreductase activity
Source: RefSeq, a predicted model, not a curated record
CAAGCUCUAGCAGGAAGAAGAAUAAAGAAAAAGAAGAAGCUCACCUCUUCUUCUUGUGAGAGUAAUAAAAAAUAAAAAUAAAUCCCAAAAAAACAAAAAGUCAUCAAAAGAAUUCCAAAAAGAGUUUUUUAGUUUGGGGAUAGGAGAAAAAUAAAACAACGCCAUGGGAAGUGGGAAAGUGACAGUCGUGGCUUUGCUACUUUGCCUCUCUCUAGGAGUGAUAGCUGAGGACCCUUACCUCUACUUUAACUGGGAAGUCACAUAUGGCACUGUCGAUCCAUUGGGCGUGCCGCAACAAGGUAUUCUCAUCAACGGGCAGUUCCCAGGGCCUAGAAUUAACUGUACCUCUAACAACAACAUUGUUGUCAAUGUCUUCAAUAAAUUGGACGAGCCAUUCCUCUUAACUUGGAAUGGUGUCCAACAUAGGAAGAACUCAUGGCAAGAUGGUACCCCAGGAACCAUGUGCCCAAUCAUGCCUGGUCAAAAUUUCACCUACCGCUUCCAGGUCAAGGACCAGAUUGGUAGCUACUACUACUUCCCAACCACAGCCUUGCACCGGGCAGCCGGUGGCUAUGGCCCCAUCAACGUCCACAGUCGUGCUCUCAUCCCAGUUCCUUUUGACAAUCCUGCUGAUGAGUACAACGUAUUCGUGGGCGAUUGGUACAACAAGGGCCACAAGACCUUGAAAAAGAUCUUGGACGGUGGACGCACCAUUGGCAGGCCCGAUGGCAUUAUCAUAAAUGGUAAGUCUGCUAAGGUUGGCGAGGCAAAAGAGCCACUCUUUACCAUGGAGGCUGGCAAGACUUAUAGGUACAGGUUCUGCAACCUUGGCAUGAGGUCAUCAGUCAACGUGAGGUUCCAAGGUCACCCAAUGAAAUUAGUGGAGCUAGAGGGAUCCCACACCGUACAAAACGUCUACGAUUCCUUGGACAUCCACGUUGGUCAGUGCCUCUCAGUAUUGGUCACUGCCAAUCAGGAGCCCAAGGACUAUUACUUGGUUGCUUCAAGCAGGUUCUUGAAGCAAGAACUCUCCUCUGUGGCCAUCAUUCGUUAUGUUAAUGGCAAGGGUCCAGCAUCCUCUGAGCUUCCAGCAUCCCCACCAGACAACACUGAAGGCAUUGCCUGGUCCAUGAACCAGUUCCGCUCCUUCAGAUGGAACCUCACUGCUAGUGCUGCCAGACCCAACCCUCAAGGUUCCUACCAUUAUGGACAGAUAAACAUCACCCGCACCAUCAAGAUCGUCAACUCCAAGGGCCAAGUAGGUGGUAAGCUUAGAUAUGGUUUGAACGGUAUCUCACACCUAAGCGAGACUCCGUUGAAGCUUGUAGAGUACUGGGCUGCCGAUAAGGCCUUCAAGUAUGAUCUCAUGGCUGAUGAGCCCCCUGCUGACCCAAGCAAGCUCACUAUUGCCGCAAAUGUGAAAAACGCCACCUACCGUAACUUUGUGGAAAUCAUCUUCGAGAACCACGAGAAGACCAUCCGCACCUAUCACCUGGACGGAUAUUCCUUCUUCGCCAUUGCUGUUGAGCCCGGGAAGUGGACCCCAGAGAAGAGGAAGAACUACAAUUUAGUGGAUGCCACAAGCAGGAACAACAUCCAGGUGUAUCCAAACUCAUGGGCAGCAAUAAUGUUGACCUUUGACAAUGCAGGAAUGUGGAACUUGAGGUCAGAUAUGUGGGAGAAGACAUACUUGGGAGAGCAAAUGUACUUCAGCGUUCUCUCCCCAAGCCGAUCAUUGAGAGAUGAGUACAACCUCCCAGACAACCAUCCUCUCUGCGGUGUUGUCAAGGGCAUGCCCCUCCCAACUCCAUACAAGGCUUAAAUUUAAUCUCUCUGUAAUGGUAGAAUCA